AUGGGGCGGGGACCGGCAGCCGGCCAUGGCAGGCGACAGAGACCGGGAGAGAAAUCGGGACAGGGACAGGGACAGGGACAUGCACAGAGGCCGGGACAGAAAUCGAGACAGAGGCUAGGGCAGAAAUCAGGACAGGGGACGGGAGCAGGGCAGAAAUCAGGACAGGGGACGGGACCGGGACCGGGACCGAAAUCGGGACAGGGACCGGGGCGGGGCCCGACCGCCCUGCGCCGCACCAGGAAAGAGAAUAAGGUGGACAAUAUGAAGCCCAAGCACCCCGAUGAGCAGGAGAUCCCCUUCCGCCUGCGGGAGCUCAUGAGGAGCCGUGAAGCCAUGAAGCGCCCUGACCCCAGGAAGCAGCAGGUGGCAGAGAAGAAGCAGCAGCCCAAGGCAAAGGGCACCAAAGCCCAGGGUGACAUCCCUGUGCACAGGUUCAGGAGAGGGAAGGGGGAGUCAGAGCGCUCCUACAUGUGCCGCAUGGAGCAGGAAGUGAAGCAUCUCCUCUUCCUCACCAAGAGCCAGGUGCAGCGGGAGCCUGAGAAGGAGGACAUGGCACCGGUGAAGUCCAAGAGAAAGAAAGAGUUUCAGAACAAGAAGCUGGAAAAAGCUCGGAAGAAGAAGGAGGAGAAGAAAGAGGCCAUGCUGGAGAAGAGAAGGUUCCAAGACACAGUGGCAUUCGGGGAGGUGGUUACGCAGCCACCUACCAUCACCUCGCGGCCCAGGGGCCAGGGCCCUGUGAAGAAGGCUGGACAGAGGCAGCUCCUCCUGAGGUCUUGCCUGGGCCAGAGCCAGUCAUCCCCCGCAGCGCUGGUGUCGAUGGCACGGAGGCGCAUCGUGGAGGAGGAGAGAGUCCGCGUCAUCCAGGCCUACAGGGACAUCCAGAGGCGCAAAAGGCAGCAGCGGGAGAUGGCACAGGCUGGCAGCAUCCGGGCUGGACGGAGGGUCCCCUGCUGAGCCAAGCCUGGAGGAGCUAGGCCUCUCUGGUCCCAACAAACAGGGUUGCACAGGCAGCAUGCAGGGAGCACAGGGCCCCAGGAUUCUAGGACAGUGGUCCUGCUGCUUCUCUUCUGUCAUCAAGCCCUGGGACUCUCCACAGCCCUUCAGCUUGACACAGGACACCCCAUGGCACAAAAGCUGGGACCCCUGAGUACCACGGACCUUGUUUGUAGUAAAAGUGCCAUUGAGUGCUGAUG
This is a messenger RNA of Dryobates pubescens (Downy woodpecker), 1193 nucleotides long. It is a transcript of the gene CCDC137, whose product is annotated as coiled-coil domain containing 137. NCBI's taxonomy places the organism in Eukaryota, Metazoa, Chordata, Aves, Piciformes, Picidae. The record is from RefSeq and is a predicted model, not a curated record. The coding region runs from base 1 to 954 and encodes 317 amino acids. The transcript is spliced from 6 exons.